UCAUUCAGUCAGAGUGGUUCACCUUCCUCCUCCUCCCUGAGCAUAUGGGAAGUGAAGCAUAAGACCGCAGGUACACAGGCAGACGGCAUACUGCCUAUUGGCAACAUCAUGCAGUCCAUCACUUAUGUCCUUCCCAGAGCCAUGGAUUAAUUUUUUCUCUUAUUUUUGUUUUUUCAAAUUCUGGAACUUUUAUAGAUACAUAUUUCUUGAUGCAAUGUAUAGCAUGUGUUAUCUGAAGAAAAAUGCCUUGAGAUAAAAAAAUGGACAUUUUUUGCUGUGGACACCUAUCAAGCCAGAUGUGUGGAUUAAUACAAUAGACAAAAUGGGGGAUUUGGAGUCUGGUUUUGAAGAGAUGGAUGGCGUGAAACUGGGUUACCUGGUUAUUAAAGGAAAGCAAAUGUUUGCCCUUUCGCAAGUUUUCACCGACCUCUUGAAAAAUAUCCCAAGGACCACUGUGCACAAACGAAUGGACCACUUAAACGUGAAAAAACACCACUGUGAUCUGGAGGAACUGCGAAAACUCAAAGCAAUAAAUUCUAUAGCUUUCCAUGCGGCUAAAUGUACUCUAAUUUCAAGGGAAGACGUGGAAGCUUUAUAUGUUUCUUGCAAAACGGAACGGGUGCUGAAAUCCAAAAGAAGCAAACUAAAAACGAAGUCAUCCGAGUAUCUAUAUGAUGAACAGAUUUGCUCCGAUCCUAGCAACAGUUUUUGGAGAGAAAAAGUUUGGCUCAGUUUGCACGGGGUGCAUCAGCCUCUCGCGUUUAAGAACAGAACCGGGCGGAAGCUUGCUGAGUCUGUCUCAACCCCGGCUUGUAAUCUACCUCAGAUUCACAGUAAAUGCACAAGCCAUGGCAACCAUACCAGUGCAAAAUCUGCAUGUAGGACAUCUAAAAACUAUGAAACAGCUCAGAUACCUAGGAAUAGUUUCCUUUUUAACCCGGGUCAUUCGAUUUUUAGGAGCGUGGUUUGCGCCAGACAGUCCUCGCUCUAUCAAUCCGCCAUUGCGGUACAGUCCAAGCUCUCUAGCGCUGCCGACCUGACGUAUAAAAGAAAAAGACAGCACGAGAACACAGGGUGGCACUUUUGGAAUACAGGCAGACACAGUCGCCGUGUUUUACUCGUCCCCAAGUGCUGCAAGUCAAAACUAUUAAAUGGAUCUUUAAACAGAUUUAAUCUUGAACAAGAUUUAUACAUCGAUCACCAGCACAUAGGGAAUUUCCAGGAAAGCUGCAGCAGCGACACAGAAUCCAGCUCGUAUUCUGGACGUGCCGACAACGACUCAGAUUUUGGGUCGAGUUUGUCCGCUACCAGUAACUCUGGGACUUCAGACGAAGAAGAUGACUCUGUGUCGGAAUCUUCGGAUGUCAGUUCAGACGAGGACAGUUCUUCCCAUGGAGACCGGCGCAUCGAGGCAGCGUAA
This is a messenger RNA of Anguilla anguilla (European eel), 1420 nucleotides long. Its product is annotated as SKI/DACH domain-containing protein 1-like. Lineage: Eukaryota; Metazoa; Chordata; Actinopteri; Anguilliformes; Anguillidae. The coding region runs from base 323 to 1420 and encodes 365 amino acids. The transcript is spliced from 2 exons. The record is from RefSeq and is a predicted model, not a curated record.